CUCAUCGCGUUUCUGUCCCCCUUACUGGUCAUUGCCCUGGCGAGGGUGUUGGUGAACGCUGGCCGAGAAGACACGCGGGAAGCCUGCCUAGCUGCCAGCCUUGCGCUUGCCCUGAACGGGGUUUUUACAAAUGUCCUGAAGCUCAUUGUGGGCAGGCCACGGCCCGAUUUCUUCUAUCGAUGCUUCCCGGACGGGCGAGCGAACGCGGAGCUGGUGUGCACGGGUGACCCCGACAUAGUGACCGAGGGACGCAAGAGCUUCCCCAGCGGACACGCGUCAUUUGCCUUUGCCAGUCUUGCCUUCUGUGCCUUCUACAUAGCCGGAAAACUGCGCUGCUUCACUCCUGGCCGGGGAGGCCGCGCUCUGCGGCUCCAUGUGUUGGUUGGCUCAGCGAUCGGCUUCGUGCUGGCAUACCUGUGCUACAGGCAGGAUUACCCUCCUCUGACG
Apaloderma vittatum (bar-tailed trogon) is the source of this 447-nucleotide messenger RNA. RefSeq names its product phosphatidate phosphatase PPAPDC1B-like. The transcript has 5 exons. The record is from RefSeq and is a predicted model, not a curated record. Lineage: Eukaryota; Metazoa; Chordata; Aves; Trogoniformes; Trogonidae. Gene Ontology annotation, molecular function: phosphatidate phosphatase activity. The annotation marks the transcript as partial. Gene Ontology annotation, biological process: phospholipid metabolic process.